CAGGAAGGAGCCGAGCAGGAGAGCCGUGGAGAGCUGUCCAAGUGCUGAAACUGCAAACCGGGACUGCCCCAGCGUAGGGAGACGCUGGGAGCUGUCCAGAGUGCUGAAAUCAAACCCGCGGCUCUCCACCCCGGCAGAGGAGCUGUUGGAAGCUAUCCAGUUCUGAACCUUACACCCCGGGACUCUUUUUUUCUCUACCCCCACCACCACCCCCCCUCCCCCCCACAACCAUCAAGGAAUCGCUGGGAACUGUCCAGAGCCGAAAGUACGUCUCUGCCCCAUACAGAUCUGCAGAAGAAAAACAUGCCGCGCUCCUUCCUAGUUAAGAAAGUCAAGCUUGAUGACUUCCCAUCUCCUACAACCAGCAUCCCAUCGCCGACCUCAGACUACGAAAACGCUUAUGGCAGACGUGCCGCCAAUAACGUUGGAAGCCUAACUGCUCGGUUGCACGAAAAAGGCUACGUCGGUGACUAUAUCACGCCUUCCGUUUACGACGGAGAGCCCCAGAACGCGAUCAAAUUGUCUUCGCCCGAGCCUAUCUAUGCAGCGGUUCGCGGUGAGUACGGAGUCCCGGACUCGGAGCCACCGGAUAGCCCACAGUCGGGGAUUACAACCGGCUACAUCAACGGGGAUGCGGCGGUGAGCGAAGGCUACACUGUGGACGCCUUCUUCAUCACUGACGGCAGAUCGAGGCGGAAGGCUAUUGCCGGCCCCAGGAGCUCCAUCCAGCGCCACACAUGCAACGAGUGCGGGAAAACCUAUGCCACCUCGUCCAACUUGAGUCGACACAAGCAGACCCACCGGAGCCUGGAUAGUAAGAUGGCCAAGAAAUGCCCAACCUGUGCCAAGGUCUAUGUGUCCAUGCCGGCCAUGGCCAUGCAUCUCCUGACUCACGACCUCAAGCACAAGUGUGAAAUCUGCGGUAAAGCCUUCAGCAGACCCUGGCUCCUCCAAGGCCACAUGAGGUCCCACACCGGAGAGAAACCGUUUGGGUGCGCUCACUGUGGUAAAGCCUUUGCAGACCGCUCCAACCUCAGAGCCCACAUGCAAACUCAUUCAGCUUUCAAGCACUUCAAAUGCAAACGGUGUAACAAGACCUUCGCUUUGAAGUCCUAUCUGAACAAGCAUUACGAAUCCGCCUGUUUUAAAGGCGCUGUCCCGGCACUGAACGCAGUUGAAGCCUGAUCCUCACCGCCCACCCACCCCCUCCGAACCCUUCCUUCCGAACACCACUACCCCACCACCGCCCCCCCUCACACACACACACACACACACACACACACACACACACACACAUCACUGACCCUUCUUCCACCAAUUACCCCGAAUCUCUCAAGCAUUGAGGAACCCUACAGAAACACGAAUACAUGUGGAAAUGCUACGCGUUAUAGCACAUCGAAAAUGUUUUCUAUAUGAAAGUGAAGACAAAAAAACUGCUUGCAAUCUUCGAACAGACUGAACACAGAACAACGUCCUAACUCAAGCUGUAGAAAACACUCAGCCCUUACCAAAUCACUCGCUGAAAUUCAGCGAGAGGGGUGGGCAGUAAAGAUGUUUGUAACUAUUGAGAGGUCAGACCAUUUUUUUAAAUCCACACACAGAACUCGGAGGACAAUAAUGUACUUUUGCCAACGACCAGAUAUAGGCCCCUCCCCUUCUCUUUGAGGUAACAUUACCGGUAACAACGUGUUUGGUUAAUUUGUAAAACCUUCAAUUUAUUUGCUCAGUGACAAUUUAUUUGAUCUUUCUAUCAUUGACCCUUCCCCCCCCACCCCCACCUUGCACCCGGUCAAGUCUGAGCCACGAUUAGUGGUUCUUUUGGGUUUUUGUUUAAUUAUUGAGUUGCACUUUAUUUAUUAAUUUCUGGAAUUAAUUAUAGGAUCAAAAUCCGUUCAGUAUUUAACAGGUUACCAAUCUGUUACUGACAUGCCAAAGCGCUUGCCACUUUCAGAGGGAGAAAUCGAAACAAACUUUAGUUCGAUUAUUUUUUGCCGAACUAUUUGCAUUUUAUGCAUGUGACAGUAUCCAAUCUAUGCCAAUUGUAAGAUAACUAUAUUUUGAAUUUUUUGCAAGAAGAUGAAAAAUCAUAAGAAUUAAAUAAUGUAGACAGUUUUGAGGGCAAUAUUUCACGUAGGAGCCUGGACUAUGCUAUAGAGCAAUAAUUAUUUGAUGCAUGAUAUUUUUAAAAGAAAAAUAGUAUUUGAAUAAGCAGAUGAAUCAGGUACAUUUUAAUCCAGUAUUCUGAAUAGUGAGACAGUUAUUUAGGAUAAUAAUAAAUAAUUAUUAAUAUCAGGGAACUUUCCAAUAUAGUCUUAUAGGAUUUAAGACAAAUGAAUCUUCCAUUUUAACAUUGCCUGCCUUUGUUUCAUUGUAGUAUCGGGGAUGGUCCUUGUGGUGUUGAAAGGACAGCUCCCAGCCAUUCAAUGACUUUUGAUAAAUGAACAUCAUGAGGUGAAAUCACUCUCAACGCACUCCCAUUGCCGUCUUACUCUGUCUUAUUCCAUUUUAGGUUUACACCUGGUAGCACUAAAUGUCGGAUUCCUAGAUUCAGGUAGAAGGAAUUGUAUUUAUUAUUGAUAGUAACCAUCAGAGGAACACACCACACGCACACAGAAGAACUGUAUAUCGUGAGAAGUCUUGUAAAUAACAUUUGCCACUUAAAAAAAAUACAGGAUUUUUACAAAUUGUAAAAAGUGUUUAACCCUCCCAGUUUCUGGGAGAAAUUUUCACGGGAAUUUUUAAGCCAGUAUCAGACGGUUGUAAGCACAAUGACAACAGACAUUAUGGCGCACUUCAUAAUUAAAAUGACUAAUAACGA
Molecule: messenger RNA, 2818 nt
Organism: Stegostoma tigrinum
Lineage: Eukaryota; Metazoa; Chordata; Chondrichthyes; Orectolobiformes; Stegostomatidae
Gene: scrt1a
Product: scratch family zinc finger 1a
Exons: 2
Coding region: 304-1185 (293 amino acids)
Biological process (GO): regulation of DNA-templated transcription
Molecular function (GO): DNA-binding transcription factor activity, RNA polymerase II-specific; RNA polymerase II cis-regulatory region sequence-specific DNA binding
Source: RefSeq, a predicted model, not a curated record